This is a messenger RNA of Menidia menidia (Atlantic silverside), 1899 nucleotides long. Lineage: Eukaryota; Metazoa; Chordata; Actinopteri; Atheriniformes; Atherinopsidae. The record is from the annotation of a GenBank genome assembly.
AUGGGAGAAAAGCUGGAGCUCAAGCUCAAGUCGCCGGUUGGAGCAGAACCCGCUGGGUAUCCGUGGCCGUUACCAGUAUACGAUAAACACCAUGAUGCUGCUCAUGAAAUCAUCGAGACCAUUCGGUGGGUGUGUGAGGAAAUCCCAGACCUCAAACUGGCAAUGGAAAACUAUGUUCUCAUUGAUUAUGACACCAAAAGCUUUGAGAGUAUGCAGAGACUUUGUGACAAGUACAACAGGGCCAUUGACAGCAUCCACCAGCUGUGGAAAGGCACCACCCAGCCCAUGAAGCUAAACAAGCGUCCCUCCAACGGGCUGCUGAGACACAUCCUGCAGCAGGUGUACAACCACUCAGUGACCGACCCCGAGAAGCUCAACAACUACGAGCCCUUUUCCCCCGAGGUCUACGGAGAGACGUCCUUCGACCUGGUGGCUCAGAUCAUCGACGAGAUGGAGAUGAUGGAGGAGGACACGUUUGUUGACCUUGGGAGUGGGGUGGGCCAGGUGGUGCUGCAAGUUGCCGCGGCAACCAACUGUAAACACUACUACGGAGUAGAGAAAGCAGACAUUCCAGCCACCUAUGCAGAGACCAUGGAUAAAGAGUUUAAAAAAUGGAUGAAGUGGUAUGGAAAGAAACAUGGGGAGUACACACUGGAGAGAGGGGAUUUCCUGUCAGAAGAAUGGAAAGAAAGGAUCGCCAACACAAGUAUUAUUUUUGUGAAUAACUUUGCCUUUGGUCCAGAGGUAGAUCACCAGCUGAAGGAGCGCUUCGCUAACAUGAAGGAAGGAGGGAAAAUCGUGUCCUCCAAACCUUUUGCACCUUUAAAUUUUCGAAUCAACAGUCGAAACUUGAGUGAUAUUGGCACAAUAAUGCGUGUGGUGGAGCUCUCUCCACUGAGGGGCUCAGUAUCCUGGACUGGAAAGCCCGUUUCCUACUACUUGCAUACCAUAGACCGCACCAUACUUGAAAACUACUUUGCUAGUCUCAAAAAUCCUAAACUCAGGGAGGAGCAAGAGGCAGCUAGGCGGCGCCAGCAGAAGGACACCAAGGACAGUAAAAGCAAUAACACCACUCCCACAAAGCCCAAGGAGCAACACAAGGACUCCUGUGGGGAGGAGGAGCGUCCCAGUCUGCUGGCGGUGGUGAAGCCCUCCGCUAAGCCGCGCAGAGCCCGGCUUCUGGCCAAAGGCCGCAAGCUGAACAACAAGAAGCGCGGCCGUCCCAAGAAGGCCGCCGCGCCCGCCGAGAAGAACAAGAAGAACCAGAGCGCUCUGGACCUGCUGCACGCCAAGACCCUCUCCGCAGCGCCCCCUCAGGAUGCUUACCGGCCACCUCAGAGUCCUUUCUACCAGCUACCUCCGAAGGUCCAGCACUAUUCGCCUAGUCAACUGCUGCUGAGCCCGACUCCUCCCGGUCUGCAACAGCUGCUCGACAACAUCAAAGUCCAGUACCUCCAGUUCAUGGCCUACAUGAAGACUCCUCAGUACCGCUCCGGCCUGCAGCAGCUUUUAGAGCAGGAGAAGCAAAAACACAGAGACCUGUCGGGGCAGGCGGAGCAGCUCCACUCGGUCUGUCAGUCACACAAGGACAGGAUCAAAGGUCUCUUUCAGACCAAGCUGGAUGAGCUAGGAGUAAAGGCCCUGACCGUUGAAGACCUCCUUCAGGCCCAGAAGGAGAUAUCGGCCCACAACCGGCAGCUGAAGGAGCAGACUAAGCAGCUGGAGAGAGACAUGGCUCUGCUCAGAGACCACAGCCUGCUCCUGCUCAAGUCCCGAUGUGAGGAGCUGAAACUGGACUGGGGAUCCCUGUGCCUGGAGAGUUUGCUGAAGGAGAAGCAGGCACUUCGCAGACAGAUCUCUGAAAAGCAGAAACACUGCCUAGAGCUCCAGCAGACCUAG